CUGGGGAACUUUCUCAUUGUCCCAAACAGAAACUCUGUCCCCAUUAAACACUAACUCCCUACCCGCUCCCUGAGCCCCUGGUAACCUCAAAUCUACUUUCUGUCUCUAUGAAUCCAGCUAAUCUAUGUAUCGUGUAUAAGUGGAAUCCCACAUUGUCACUGGCUUAACUCAUUUAGCUUGAUGUCCUCAAGGUACAUCCAUGUUGUAGCCUGUGUCAGAAUCUCCUUCCUUUAGAGGCCGAAUAGCAUUCCAUUACGUGGACGGGCACAUUUUGCUUCUCUGCUCAUCCACUGAUGGAUUGGAUUCUUUCCGUCUUUAGGUGAGUGUGAAUCGGGCUGCUGUGAACCCGGGUGUACAAACACCUGUUUGGGUCCCUGCUUUCAAUUCUCCUGGGUGCAUACCCAGCGGUGGAUUGCUUGAUCAUAUGGUGCCUUGUGGUAUUUUAAUAGUAGAGCUUUAGCUGUGAUUGUGAGGGGGGGUGGGGUGGCGCCCUCGGGUAGUGUGGGGUCUCCGCCGAGGCUCAGAUGCAGGCACUGGGUCUGGAGAACGUUUCCUGGACUGAGCUGACAACCUGUCCCUGUGGGACCAAAGGCCCAGGUCAGCCUGCCUGAGAGCCCAGGGGGGCGGAGGCCUGGGUGUGCAAUUAACGUUAUGUUUUUACUUUGCUCUCAUUUUUUAGAGAUUACCUUUUAUGUUAAAUUUAAUGAUUAUAUAAGAUACUUGCAUGAUGUCAGGUUAAAAUCUGUAAGACAAAGUAUAGCCUCCACUGCUGUUCCUUCUGUCCUGUUUCCGCCUUCCUCCUACAAAUAUCCCUUUGUUUUUUUUAACAUGUUUAUUGGAAUAUAAUUGCUUUACAAUGGUGUGUUAGUUUCUGCUUUAUAACAAAGUGAAUCAGCUAUACACAUACAUAUAUCCCCAUAUCUCCUCCCUCUGCGUCUCCCUCCCUCCCUGAAUAUCCCUUUUGGAAAAGCUUGGUUUCUGUUUCCAUUGGUUUCUUUUCACUAUAUCCGCAUGGCCUGCUUCUUAAGUGCCCGGUCACCUGCUGUUCACACGCUCUCUACACUUUGCUUCUGACUUGACGGUGUUUCUGGAAGGCAUGCUCUUCGUUCAGAACCACCCCGAUCCCUGCCCUUUGCAGCCGCACAGCCCGCCACGGGGUGGGCAUGCUGACGAGCUCCCAUGGCUGCAGCAACACACACGCGCCACCUGACAGUCGUGGAGUCAGAAGUCUGAGACUGGUCAGCCCUGGGCUGGAGUUGCAGUGGGGCAGGGCGGGGCCCUCCUGCAGGUUCGGGGGAGCACCCGUGUCCCGCCUUUUCCAGCUUCCAGAGGCGCCACGUUCCUGGGCUUGUGGCCCUGCCUUCCUGAGAGCUCCGCUCCUUUGUCGCCUCUUCUCUGACCUCCCCCCUGCCACCUCCUCUGUCCCUUCGAAGGGCCCAGUGGUUACUCUGGGCCCACCUGGAUCAUACAGAGCAACCCCUACAUCUCACCCUCCUUCACGUACCCCCAUCGGCAGGGUCCCCUUAGCCACAUGAGGUGGCACGUCCGCAGCGUCCAGGGGUUGGGACGUGGGCACGUAGGGGCCCGUCGUCCUGCUACCACAUGUGUUCCUGGUGAGUGUCAGGCUGCUUCCUAGCUUUGCGACCACAGGCGGGGCCGCGGGUAUCAUGCCUCACGCGUGACCCGGCGCGUCUUCCAGUUGGUUCCUAGAAGCGGGCUGUGUGGGAUGCAGGACGGAUGCACGUGUGAUGCCGCCAGACACGCCCGCCGUCCGUUGGGCUUGUGCGCCCCUGGGCCCCUGCCCAGGGCUGCUGCCAGGGCUGGGCCUCCGCCAGCCCGACAGGUGAGAAAUGGCAUCUCGCAUUUCUUUUAUGACAGGCAAGGUUGAGCAUCUUUUUAAAGUGUUCGAAGACCAUUUUCACACCCUUUGUCCCCUUUUCUCCUGGGCUGAUGGUCUUUUUUAUUUUUAAAGCCUCAUUGUAUUGGUGAUGUUAACCUUUUAUUUCUCAGUGAGUUGCACAUACUUUCCCCGUUCAUUAUUUGUCUUUCACCUUCGUUGCUGUGGGUUUUUCCUUGUGUGUAGUCGUGUCUGUCGGUCUUCCUUGUUGCUUUCAGGUUUGGGGCCACAGGGAUGUGUCCCCCCUUCUAGCUGUAGAGGACCCCAUCCUGUUUCCUUCAGCACGUCUGUGUUUCCCUAAUCAUGUUAAACCUAUCAUGCAUUUGGAAUUUAUUCUGCCUUGUAAAGUGUCAUGAAUGGAUCACAUUACAUCUUUUCUUAUGUAGCUGUUCGGUUAUCCCAACGCCAUUUUUUCAUAAAAAGUCUAUUUUGUCCAUAAAUUUGAGACGCCGCCUUUGUUAUGUACUAAGUAUCCUUUGUUAUGUACUAAGUAUCCUUAUGCCGUUGGGUCUAUUUCUGGAUUUUCCCUCCUGCCCCUUGGCCUGCCUGCCUGUUCCGCUGUAGGACCGCACGUUAUCACGGAAGGUGUAUAUACGCGCUCUGACACCUGGUCAGGGCUCACGUCCCUGCCUGGCUGUUCUUUUAAAGUUUUCUUCUUGGCUAUUUUUACUUGAUUGUCUUUCCCUAUGAAUUAUGUGACCAACUUGUCAGCUCCAGGAAAAAAAAAUCUGCCAAACGUGUAAGCAGUGUUCAAUUAAAAUGAAAAUUACCCCCCGCCAUUUGUCCCCAACUAUUCCAGGCCUUGGAGGCGCUGCUGCGGCCAGUGGCAUGUCACACGGAAAGCCCGGGGCUGCCCUGGUGCCCUGGGAUCUACAGACUUUAUUCCUUUUCAUGCUUAGAUCUAAUUCUAUUUCUUCUUUGUCUGUCUUAAGUCGAUUAUGGGAGGACGCAGCUCAGAAGCCGAGACCAGUUCCAUUUGAGGAAAUGGUUUCAUGGCACCGAUGCUCUCAACCUUGGAGGCUGCUCAUAAAAUGCCAGAGGCUUUCUGGCCCUUUGCUGCUCUGUGUGAGCUGCGGCCGGGGUCCCUCUGCACCAAACCCCAGCGCUUUAAACGGCCUCUGAUUGGAGCCUCUCCCGUCGGGGGCUCUGCGGAGCCCGCAGGGGCCUGGCCCACUCGGCCUCUUCCAGCUGGGCCGCUGGGGGCCUAAAGCCCUUUUCGGCUGCCCCUCCAGAGAGCGUUCGGAUGCCACUGACUCUAAGGGGAAGCCCAGCACCGGCUCAAACAAACGUGAAUGUGCCCGGCGGCCGUGGGCCUCCGGGGGCCGGUCUGGGCCGCUGGGGCCGCGCUGGCGCCCCCUGGCCUGGGUGGGACAGGGUGGUGAAGGAGCUCAGGGUGUGGGCUGGACUGGGGCCGCCUGGACAGGGAGGCGGGAGGGUGCCUGGGGGAGGCCAGUGGGAGCCGGGCGGGCCAGUGCCCGCAGGCGUGGUCACGGACACUGGCAGGAAGCAGGAUGUUCUCACGGCCGUGACAAAGCACCACAACGGGGCGGCCUCAGACAACAGAGGUGUGUCCUCCCGUGGUCUGGAAUGGAGGUGGCCGCGGGCUGGCCCCUCCUGGGGCUGGAGGGGAGGCCGGGUUUCCCCUCUCCUCCCCUAGGGUUUUCAGCUGGACCUGAGAAUUAAAGUGACGUAAGGCAGAGGAACGGGAGAAAAGCAUACACAGUUAAUGUGUGCAUCGUGCAGAAGCGGGACACGGAGAAGAUGUACGCGAUGAAGUACAUGAACAAGCAGCAGUGCAUUGAGCGGGGUGAGGUCCGCAAUGUGUUCCGGGAGCUGGAGAUCCUGCAGGAGAUCGAGCACGUCUUCCUGGUGAACCUGUGGUACUCCUUCCAGGACGAGGAGGACAUGUUCAUGGUGGUGGACCUGCUGCCGGGGGGAGACCUGCGCUACCACUUGCAGCAGAACGUCCAGUUCUCUGAGGACACCGUGAGGCUAUACGUUUGUGAGACGGCACUGGCCCUUGACUACCUGCGCAGUCAGCACAUCAUCCACAGAGACGUGAAGCCCGAUAACAUCCUCCUGGAUGAGCGAGGACAUGCGCACCUGACUGACUUCAACAUCGCCACCAUCAUAAAGGAUGGCGAGAGGGCGACUGCGCUGGCCGGGACCAAGCCGUACAUGGCUCCGGAGAUCUUCCAGUCUUUUGUCAACGGUGGGACUGGCUACUCCUUCGAGGUGGACUGGUGGUCGGUGGGGGUGAUGGCCUAUGAACUGCUGCGUGGAUGGAGGCCCUACGACAUCCACUCGGGCAACACCGCGGAGUCCCUGGUGCAGCUGUUCAGCACCGUGAGCGUCCAGUACGUGCCCACCUGGUCCAAGGAGAUGGUGGCCCUGCUGCGGAAGCUGCUCACCGUGAACCCCAAGCACCGCGUGUCCAGCCUGCAGGACAUGCAGGCGGCCCCCGCACUGGCCGAUGUUCUGUGGACCGAGCUGAGUGAGAAGAAGGUGGAGCCCGGCUUCGUGCCCAACAAAGGCCGCCUGCACUGCGACCCCACCUUCGAGCUGGAGGAGAUGAUCCUGGAGUCGCGGCCGCUGCACAAGAAGAAGAAGCGCCUGGCCAAGAACAGGUCGCGGGACAGCAGCAGGGACAGCUCCCAGUCGGAGAAUGACUACCUUCAGGACUGCCUUGAUGCCAUCCAGCAAGACUUCGUGAUUUUUAAUAGAGAAAAGCUGAAGAAGAGCCAGGACCCCACGAGCGAGCCCCUGCCCGCACCUGAGCCCGGGGAGGGCGCAGAGGCCUUGGCGGACGGCGAGGGGGCGCGCUCGGCCCUGCGUGUGUGCGGCACCAUUUGCCCCUCGGCCGGGAGCAGCUAGGCGGCCCCUGCCCACGGCGUCAGCUCAGGUCACGCCGGAGACUCGGGGCCUCCAGAGGGACCCGGCGGCGGGCGGAGGCCCAGCAUCGACCUUCCCACGGAGUGGCCCGGUGGGUCCAGGCCCAGGCCCAGGCCGGCGGCUCCCGCUGCAGCCCAGCUGGACUUUCCCUGGACAGUCUGACCGCCGAGGCUGCCCUCCGGCUCUCGGCAGCACGUGGUGACAAGAGGCUGUGGGUGUGGCCAAGAGCAGUGGGCACGGAGGGCGGGGCCACCCGGGCGAUAGCGGACGGAAGCACGUGGCCCGCACGCGGGCUCUCCUGGUGGCCCCCCGACGGGCCGCGUGGUUGGACGGGCACCCUGGUCUCCUGCCACCUGCUGUACAUAGCUCGCCUCGCCCGGCCGUGCCGCCUGGAGCCGGGGUGGGGGUGGGGGGCCAGCCCAGGGGCUGCUCGGCUCCUGUCCAUCAAGGGGGGAGGGGUGUGGGCGUGAAGAGUGUUUUAUAGAGAUACAGACCGUUCUGCUAAUUUCUGCUGUGUUCCUGUAUAGUUUCCACCUCUGAGAAAAACAACAUGAGAACCACUCGG
This is a messenger RNA of Aethalodelphis obliquidens (Pacific white-sided dolphin), 5354 nucleotides long. It is a transcript of the gene STK32C, whose product is annotated as serine/threonine kinase 32C. NCBI's taxonomy places the organism in Eukaryota, Metazoa, Chordata, Mammalia, Artiodactyla, Delphinidae. Bases 3659 to 4771 code for a protein of 370 amino acids. The record is from RefSeq and is a predicted model, not a curated record. Gene Ontology annotation, biological process: protein phosphorylation; regulation of signal transduction; G protein-coupled receptor signaling pathway. Gene Ontology annotation, molecular function: G protein-coupled receptor binding; ATP binding; G protein-coupled receptor kinase activity. The transcript has 11 exons.